This is a messenger RNA of Selaginella moellendorffii, 401 nucleotides long. RefSeq lists its product as uncharacterized. The coding region runs from base 37 to 321 and encodes 94 amino acids. The record is from RefSeq and is a predicted model, not a curated record. The transcript has a single exon. Lineage: Eukaryota; Viridiplantae; Streptophyta; Lycopodiopsida; Selaginellales; Selaginellaceae.
UUUACAAAGUUUGACACCAAGGUUUAGGGCUAGAGAAUGGGCGCUGUGACCACGGCCGUGAUCGCGAUCGCGGGGAUUCUACUCGGAUGGGCAGCGAUCGAAAUGGCUUGCAAGCCGUGCUUGGAGAGAGGAAGAUCUUCGCUGGCGAAAUCGCUCAAUCCGGACUACGAUCCAGACGACGAACUGGAUGCCCAGCGCCCGGCGGUGACAAAGAAAGACGAAGAGGAGGAGGAGGGCGAUGGCGAUCGUGGCAUUGAGGAGCUCGAGGCCGGGGGUAGCGCCAGCAUUGACGACGAGAAGAAGCCACUCACAAAGAAAUAAAAGCUCUCGAUGCUCGCCCUCUUUGUAAGUAAACGAAGUUCUCCUGCGAAGAACACAUCCAAUCUAUUGUAUUGUCUCUA